CUUGGAGGGGGGGGGGGGGGGGGGGGAAUCAUUUUUUGGGGAUUGACUUUGCGAAUUGAUCACAAAAAAAUGCACGUUUUGAAUGUCACUCAUAGCUUCAAUAUUAGUACAGAAGCCGAUGAUGAAAAUGGUGGCAUUGAACAAGAAGACAUCAACCCGGCAGCUAUGGACCAGUCUCCAACCAAGGAAUAUACAAUUAAGGAGACAUUAUUGUUGGCAUACCAAUCUUUGGGAGUUGUAUAUGGAGACCUUGUCACAUCUCCAGUCAAUGUCUUCUCCGCUACUUCCUCAACAAACCUCAAGGAAGAAGAUCUACUUGCCACUUUCAGUCUUUUAUUUUGGACUUUGACAAUAAUUGUUUUGAUCAAAUAUGUGCUCAUAGUUCUUGAUGCAAAUGAUAAUGGUGAAGGUGGAACUUUUGCCCUUUAUUCCUAUCUAUCUAAACACAUUCAUUUGGAGAAGAAAUUGACCAAUAACCAAAGUAGAAAUUUGGGAAGUGAAAUUGAAAAUGAAAAUGUGAUAUACCAUGGCAGAGCCACAAGAGUUACUAGUCCUCUAGGUUUGAAGAUUAGGAAGUUUCUAGAGAAAAAUCACAAAGCACAGAAUUUUCUGGUGUUCAUCGUUUUGAUGGGAAACGGCAUGGUCAUCGGUGAUGGAGCAUUGACUCCAGCAACUUGUGUUCUGUCAGCUAUCCAAGGAAUUCAAUCACUAUCAUCGAAGAUAACACAAGGUGGGAUUUUUAGUUAGCGAAACACAAAUUUUACCAUGUUUAAGCCUGCAACAGUUGACUGGCCUCUCGUCUUGACUCUUGACGGAAUUAAGAAUUGAUUGGUUUUUCCAUGAUGUUAUAGGGGUGGUUUUAAUUACUUAGAUUGUCAUUUUAUUACUCCUUCCGUCCCCCAAAAUUAUUGCCCAGUUUGGAUUUUCAGUUUUAGUUCAAAUUAUACUAAAAGUGAAAAUUCAAAUUGUAUAAUAAUUUUUUGAGAACGGGAGCAUUUCCGUCUUUUGCUUCCCCGUUCAUUUUCUUUUACUUAACUCAUGAGUCUUUUACUAAAUUUUGCAGGCCAUAUUGUUAUCAUCUCUGUGGUUCUGCUAAUAUUGUUGUUUCUUUUCCAAUAUUAUGGAACAAGCAAAGUGAGCUUCAUAUUCUCUCCAAUUAUGCUACUUUGGCUCUUGACCAACAGUGCUAUUGGAAUCUUCAACAUUUGCAAGCAUUAUCCUUCGAUGCUUAAAGCCAUUUCUCCUCAUUACAUUGUGCUCAUUGUUUCACGAGAUUCAAAAGUUGCAUGGACUAUCCUUGGUGCUGUAUUCUUAGGCAUUACAGGAGCCGAGGCAAUGUUUGCUGAUUUAGGCCAUUUCAACAAGAAAGCAAUCCAGUGGUCUUACUCAUUUCUGGUUUAUCCAUCCUUGAUUAUUGCCUAUGCCGGUGAAACCGCUUACCUAAUAAAAUACCCUGAAAAUAUUGCCAAUGCAUACUACAGUUCCCUCCCAAGUUGUGUGUAUUGGCCAAUGUUCGCGAUCUCUACCUUAGCAGCCAUUGUUGCAAGCCAGUCCAUGAUAUCUGCAACUUUUUCUAUCAUGAAACAAUCUCAAGAACUCGAUUGUUUCCCUCGAGUUUCCGUGAUUCAUACCUCUUCCAAGUACCAAGGACAAGUUUACUGUCCAGAAAUCAACUACGGCCUGAUGAUUCUUUGUGUUGGUUUAGUCAUUGGAUUCCAAGGUGGCACUGCUUUGGCUAAUGCUUAUGGGGUUGUUUGCAUUUGGGUGAUGAUCAUAACAACAAUGUUGACAACUUUGGUGAUGCUGGUCGUUUGGAAUUACAACAUUCUUCUAGUAUUGGCUUUCUUUGUGCCAUACAUUUUGAUAGAAGGAAUCUUCAUGACUUCACUUCUUAACAAGAUUCCUCAAGGUGGCUGGGUUCCAUUUGCCAUAUCUACUUUACUUGUCACAAUUAUCCUAUCAUGGAGAUAUGGAAGGAACAAACAAAUCAAGUACGAAACAGAAUGCGCCAUUAGUCCUCUUGAACUAAAUCAAAUGAUUUCAAGCCCACAAAUUUGUCGAACGCCAGGAAUUUGCUUCUUCUUAACAGACAUUGCUUAUGGGAUUCUUCCAGUUGUUGGACAUUACAUCCAGAAUGCUAGAUGUGUUCGAGAAAUAGUCGUGUUUCUGACUAUUAAAACCCUGCCUAUUGAUACUGUCUUGCCUGAUGAAAGAUAUAAUGUGGAGAAGCUGGGAGAUGAAAGGAUUUAUUUUUGUUUGAUUAAGUUGGGAUACAUGGAUUUCUUGAACUUGGAAGAAGAAACUCAUAAAAUUAUCACAAUAUUGGCUGAAUCAAGAGAUUCCUUUGGCAACAUGAUAGAGCAGAAACGUUUUGAUUCAUUUGAAGCAGAAUAUGGAACAGUUUUUGUGAUGGGGAGGAUGGCACUUAGGGCAAAAAGGGGUAAUGGAUGGCUUGAUCGUUUCGCCAUAGAUUAUGUGUACAAAUUCCUUGAGAAGAAUUGCAGUUCUAAUUUGACACGAGUUCGAAUUCCACCAGAAAAGACUCUGCAAGUCGGAAUUGUUGGCGGCGGUUUCCGGGUUCUCACCAUUGGCAUUGAUCUCCAACAUUGGAGAUCCCCUGAAGGUGGUAGCUUUGGUACAUAUAGUGAGAAAGCUGAUUUAUUAGCAAUAGCUGUAUAUGGUGUUUACUUCUUAAUUGGAAAAUUUGGUAAUGCUGCUGGAAAUUGCUUCAGUACUGAUGUAGUUUGCCUGGAAGUAGAAACAGAGGACUCUGUAUAUACCCGAUUUCCCGGCACAUUUUCGCAGCCGAUUGAGUCAAAAGUUGGCUCUUGCCAAUAUGGUGAAAGGGAUGGAGCUACAUGUGUGGGUUCUGGAAGACUACAAGAAAUCGAAAUGGUGGUCGGAAAUAAAGAUAUUACUUCCUUCCACAUUGUUUGGCGGUUUUCCACCGGAACUCGAAAAUCUUAUUCCAUACUUCACUGA
Oldenlandia corymbosa var. corymbosa is the source of this 2982-nucleotide messenger RNA. NCBI's taxonomy places the organism in Eukaryota, Viridiplantae, Streptophyta, Magnoliopsida, Gentianales, Rubiaceae. The record is from the annotation of a GenBank genome assembly.